Teleopsis dalmanni is the source of this 492-nucleotide messenger RNA. Its product is annotated as ejaculatory bulb-specific protein 3-like. Lineage: Eukaryota; Metazoa; Arthropoda; Insecta; Diptera; Diopsidae. The record is from RefSeq and is a predicted model, not a curated record. The transcript has 2 exons. The coding region runs from base 8 to 364 and encodes 118 amino acids.
AAACAAAAUGAAAGUGAUUAUUAUUCUGAUGUUCGUGACCCUGGUUGCUGCCCAACAAAGACAAUACACAAAUAAAUUUGAUGGCGUGGAUGUUGACAGUGUACUUACUAAUAACCGCAUUUUAAAUAAUUACAUUAAAUGCUUGAUGGAAAAAGGACCUUGUACUGCUGAAGGACGAGAACUCAAAAAAUUGCUUCCAGAUGCUCUUCAAACCGAUUGCUCCAAAUGUACUGAAACACAAAAGAGGAAUUCUCAAAAAGUCAUCAAUUUCCUUCGCGUCAAUAAACCAGGAGAGUGGAAACUUCUUUUAGACAAAUACGAUGCCAAAGGCAUUUACAGAAGUAAAUAUGAAAAACAGGGAUAAAUUUUCUUUUGACAAAAAAAAUACAUAUAUAAAUGUUUAUAAAUAUAAUUCGAAUAAUUAUUAAUUUCUCAAUGAUCAUAACAAAAUUUUGCAAAACAUACUUCAUACUAUAUUUAUACGCAUGUACA